Molecule: messenger RNA, 1786 nt
Organism: Jaculus jaculus (lesser Egyptian jerboa)
Lineage: Eukaryota; Metazoa; Chordata; Mammalia; Rodentia; Dipodidae
Gene: Pnpla5
Product: patatin like phospholipase domain containing 5
Exons: 9
Coding region: 1-1278 (425 amino acids)
Biological process (GO): lipid homeostasis; triglyceride catabolic process
Cellular component (GO): membrane; cytoplasm; lipid droplet
Molecular function (GO): triacylglycerol lipase activity
Source: RefSeq, a predicted model, not a curated record
AUGGACUUCUUGGAGGCGGAGGGCGACUGGAGCCUGUCGUUCGCGGGCGCGGGCUACCUGGGCCUCUACCACGUGGGCGCCACCGAGUGCCUGCGCCAGCGCGCGCCGCGCCUCCUCCGGGGCGCCCGCCGGUUCUACGGCUCCUCCUCGGGCGCGCUCAACGCCGUGGCCAUUGUCUGCGGCAAGUCGGUCGACUUCUGCUGCUCCCACCUCCUGGCCAUGGUGAAGCAGUUGGAGACGCUGAGCCUGGGCGUCUUCCAUCCCGCCUACUGGCCCAUCGAGCACAUCAGACAGCAGCUGCAGGACCAUCUGCCCAGUGACAGCCACAUCCUGGCCUCCCAGCGGCUGGGCAUCUCCCUGACCCACUGGCCAGAUGGUCGCAACUACAUAGUGACCGACUUCGCCACCCGCGAUGAGCUCAUCCAGGCCCUGGUCUGCACUUUGUACUUCCCCUUAUACUGUGGGAAUAUUCCCCCUGAAUUCAGAGGGGAGCGCUACAUCGACGGGGCUCUAAGCAACAACCUGCCCUUCGCUGACUCCCUCUCCACCAUCACGGUCUCCCCCUUCCAUGGGACAGUGGACAUCUGUCCCCAGAGCAGCUCUGCCAGCCUGCACGAGCUGAACACCUUCAAUGCCAGCUUCCAAAUCUGCACCAAGAACUUCUUCCUGGGUUUUGCAUCCCUCUUCCCCCCUAAGCCCGAGGUGGUGGCUGACAGCUGCAGGCAAGGGUUCCUAGAUGCUCUGAGGUUCCUGGAGAAACGGGGACUCACCAAGGAGCCGGUGCUGAGGUCGCUGGUAUGCAAGGGGCCUCCGGUCCCCGUGGAGGAUCCCCAGACUGCUGACAGGACCUAUAACUGGAGCGUGCCCAACGUGUUGGUCAAGGACGUGCCCAACUUUGAGCAGCUGGCCCCAGAACUGGAAGCUGCGCUGAGGAAGGCGUGCAGGAGGGACCCCUGGGCUCGCUUCCAGUGCUCGGUGCCCGGCCAGGCGCUCACCUACCUGCUGCUGCCCUGCACGCUGCCUUUUGAGUAUGUCUACUUCCGGAGCAGGAGGCUGCUGCUGUGGCUGCCUGAGGCGCCAGCUGACCUGCGCUGGAUGCAGGGUUUGCUGAAGAGCGCGGCCCUCAAGGUCUGCACCAGGGUGAGGGAUCAGCUCCUCAGGCUGCACAGCAAGCCUGUCACCGGCAACACGGAUCCAGCCCCCUUCAGCCUGGGGCAGCUGCCUCUAAAGACCCAGCCUCGGAGCUCAGGCCUGCCGAACAGGCCUGCCGCCCACUGAGCGCCAGCCUCUGACUGGGCUCCUCUACCCCCUCCUCUGGCCUUGUCCUUUGGAUCCAUGACCCCCCUGGUUGUGGUGACUCUGACAGGUGGCCUGUGUCUGGUGCAUCAUCAGGGAGCUUGCAGCUGGGCCCCUGGUGCAGGAGGGCGCUGAGUCACUGGCUGAAGACAGCCCGCUCCCUACCUCCUCUGAGGUGUGUACUCCACAUAAGGCAGACAGCCCCGCACACGCAUGUUCGUGUCCUUGGGGGCCGUGCCUUGGGUGUGGCCAUUUACCUAAUCCAGUCCCUGUGCCUCAGACUCACUGCUUGUCAUCUGUGAUAAGGCUGCUAGGUGCCAAUCUGCAGCUGGGGUGCCAAGAUGCAUGGGGCCCCUUUGCCCUUCUGCUGCCUACUGACAUUAGGCACUCUCUGCCCUGUCUCACCCCUCAGCUCUGUGUCUCAGCCACGAGUCUGAUUGUCUGCUCAUCAGACACCUGAUGUUAAGAAACAAUCAGGGGGGAGGGAGGG